UGAGUAAUGAGGUAAUGCUUGUAAAAUACGGCUUUCUUCCGUCUGCUGACCAUCUCCCCAAAGAGACAUCAGAGACUCAGGAGGAGAAGCUACAAGGAAACACCGAGGUGCUGUUGAAGUUUUCGCCGUCCAGUGCUCCAUGGCCAGCCUCGCCCGCAGCGCACCUCUGCCGGACAGGAGCACACUUGUUGAGGAGCCGCAGUUCCAGCAGACGGUACAGAGGAGUCGCAGCUUAAUACAAAAGAUCCUCCUCUCCAUUCCCGGCGCGCACAAAUCCUGCAUUACCACAGAGGCUCUACAGCUGAAUUCCCCAGAAAAUGCAAAGCUUGACAUAAUGGCACAAAACAUUGGCAUCCCCCCUGCUCCUGUACUCAGAGUUGUGUCGGAAAACUUCACUUUGAAAAACAGUUUGACACUAAUGUCUGAGGGUCUUCAGCUGCACCGGGCCCUAUUGAGCGCUGUCUCUGAGCGGCUGCAAAAGAAAAACCAAGUUACCGACCUAAUGGCUGACAUCAGAGACCUCACCAUUCAGAUCAAUAAGAUGCUGAAAAUGGUCCAAAAUGAGGCUGUGGUGCAGCCCACCCCAACCCCUAUGGCUUUAAGUCUACUAGGGGAUUAUGAGGUUCAGGUGGCAGCACACCUGACUCUGGUGCAGCUCCAGUCCUUUGGCCAGGACACAGUCCGCUGCCUCAGGAGUCUGGACCGGAGCAAUGAAGAGAUGACAGAAAGCUGACCAAUUGCCAUACUCCAACUGCUUUUGGCUUAUGCCCAAAACAAACCUUAUCCUGCCAUUUUUUAUUAUGGCAUUUAUUUAUUUAUCUGUUAAAGAUUUAUUUAUUAUUUUUUUUUUUAAAUUUA
Xiphias gladius (swordfish) is the source of this 858-nucleotide messenger RNA. It is a transcript of the gene csf3a, whose product is annotated as colony stimulating factor 3 (granulocyte) a. Gene Ontology annotation, cellular component: extracellular region. Gene Ontology annotation, biological process: immune response; myeloid cell development; macrophage differentiation. The coding region runs from base 140 to 733 and encodes 197 amino acids. The record is from RefSeq and is a predicted model, not a curated record. Gene Ontology annotation, molecular function: cytokine activity. NCBI's taxonomy places the organism in Eukaryota, Metazoa, Chordata, Actinopteri, Istiophoriformes, Xiphiidae. The transcript has 5 exons.